AUGAUCAAAUUUACUAGAGCCUUCAGAACUUUCGCACCAGUAUCGUCGAAGUCUGUUUCUAACCGAAUCAUCAUCCCGCCAGUUACACAGGUUAACUAUGGACAGCCCAGCCUUAAGGCGUUGCAAAGCGAAUACAAGCAACUACCGGAUAACUCCAAUUUUAUAGAGAAGUACUAUAACGAGCUUCAAACGUUCCGCGAUGAGUUUCUAGUGCCUCAUUUGAACAAACAGUACACGGAUUUCGAAGAGAAUCCCGAUGACUUGGUGUUUGAGAUUGAAAAGUACAUUGAGUGUCAGGUAAUUCCCAAACACUCCGUCUACACACAGAAAUCGGACCUGAUGGCGCACGGAGAACAGUUGCCAAUGGUGUAUUGUGACACUGUGGGGGACAAGAUGAUUAUCGAGAGGUUUUUAGACUUCUGUAGAGGUGUCAGACACACACUACGCUUGAACGGGGGACACAGUGUGAUCUUUGAUAUUAUGUUGCAGAGCAACUCUGUGUUUGAGGAUUUCGAGCGUAGAAGGGCAUCCUCGUAG
Kluyveromyces marxianus DMKU3-1042 is the source of this 537-nucleotide messenger RNA. RefSeq names its product Fmp23p (gene FMP23). Bases 1 to 537 code for a protein of 178 amino acids. Lineage: Eukaryota; Fungi; Ascomycota; Saccharomycetes; Saccharomycetales; Saccharomycetaceae. The transcript has a single exon. The record is from RefSeq and is a predicted model, not a curated record.